Messenger RNA from Schistosoma haematobium, 7977 nucleotides. RefSeq names its product T-cell specific, HMG-box (gene TCF7). The record is from RefSeq and is a predicted model, not a curated record. Bases 596 to 4114 code for a protein of 1172 amino acids. The transcript has 9 exons. Gene Ontology annotation, molecular function: DNA-binding transcription factor activity, RNA polymerase II-specific; RNA polymerase II cis-regulatory region sequence-specific DNA binding. Gene Ontology annotation, biological process: canonical Wnt signaling pathway; regulation of transcription by RNA polymerase II. NCBI's taxonomy places the organism in Eukaryota, Metazoa, Platyhelminthes, Trematoda, Strigeidida, Schistosomatidae. Gene Ontology annotation, cellular component: beta-catenin-TCF complex.
AAGGUGUGCGGUACAGUGGAGGAGGCUAAGGUCGCUUUCUGUGUAUUCGGUACUUAUGGAAGUUGCAUGUACCGAUGAGGUUAAGGUUUAUAAAGACGAAGGUGAAGAAGAUGAGCAGAAAAAGUCGUCGGAAAACUUAACUGAAGAUAAAGUGGGUCUGGUGAUUGAGGGUGAAGGUCAGUGUACACAGAAAGGAUCAUUCAAUUUUGGAUUCUUAUCUCUAGAUGAUUAUUACCAUUCAUUCUUUCCACUGCCAUUUGUUACCGGUUCUCCAUCAUUUCCUGUCAAUGCUUCUUCAUAUGCUGCAGCCGCUGCGGCUGUGGCGGCCGCAGCAGCUGCUGCAGCGGCCGCUCAUCAACAGGGUCAAGAUGUACAAAAUCAAUUCUCCUAUCCUACUUCAUCAUUGUCAUCGCCACAUUCUUGUGGAUCUGAUACAUUUGGAAGGCCAGCUCAUAUAACUAAUGAAGGAAGGAAAUCACAACUAAAUGAAACAUUAACUGGUUUAAAUACAGAUGAUCCUGUAUUACGAUGUGCUAAUCCCUUGACAAAUCGGUUUCAGUCUGCUUCUGGUUGUCAAACUAGUUGUGUUUCUCCGAUGUUUCCUUCCUUUGGUGGACUCUCCCCAUCGUUAAGUGCUUUCAUGGCUGGACCAUUCUACAGUGUCGCUUUACAAGCAGCUGCAGUGGCUGCAGCGGUAUCAUCUGGUUCAUCUAGUCCAAAAUUGCAAUCAACAUUUUGGCCACAACCAAGUGUUCAUUCACCUGUGCCUUUUAGAAUUCCAACUCCUAAUCCUUCGUCAUCCAAUUUUAAUGUUUAUGAUAAUUUAUCUCCACAAAAUAAAUCACCGUCUUCUGUUAUAGCUGUAGCCGCAGCGGCAGCGGCAGCAGCUGCCCUCAGCCAAUCACCGUCAUCGACAUCCGCCACAGCGGCAGCUGCAUUUCAUUCAGAGUUAAUAAAAGCAGCAAAUUUAUAUAAAAUUAAUAAUUCAAAUCAACGAUUUUUGUCAAAUCAGAAUCCAUAUCAUCAUUCCCUUACUCAUGAUAGUUUAUUAUCACUAUGCACUAAUAGUAGUAAUCAGUCAUUAUCCAAUACUCUACCAUUAAAUAUUGAUAAUUCAAUUAAUAUCCAUAAUACCGCUUCUGAUAAUGUGAUCAUCGGUAGUAGUUUACGUGCCUCCAAUAAAUCAAUAUCGACAAAUUUGCCUUCACGUUCAUGUACAUUGACUGGUUCCAAAUUAGAUCAGUUCAAUUCAUCAAUUAAUCUUCAAAUAAAAACUGAAAAUGAUAAUUUUACAAACAAACACUUGACGGAAUUUUCAAGUUUAGAUAAUAGCAAUAAUAAAUCAAUUCAUAAUGAACGACUUGUUAUUCCAUCAAAUUCUUUUAGUGAACAAGAUCUUUCAUAUGAUUCUCAAAGAAGAUUAGGAUCGUCUACAUCAACAUGGACUACUAACUUAUCGGUAAAAUCAGAUUCAGAAGAAAAUCAGUUAAACCGUAGUUUAUUCACUGAUUGUUCUCAACGUGCUACGGCAGCGGCUGCCGCGGCGGCGGCUGCAGCAGCAGCUCAUGUCCAUUUUCUUUCAAGUUUAGCAGUGGCUGCAGCAGUUCACUCAUCAGCGUCAUCAUCUCCGACUCCUGCACCUCAAUUAUCUUCAUUACAUAACAGUAGUAGUUUAUCACCAAUACUAUCCCGUAAUAAUUCAGUCGAUUCAAAUUUACAACAUUCCAUUUCAUCACAUCUUGAUAUUACACAAUCAUCUUCAGUAUUGACUUCACAAGAGCCAUUAUUCUCUUUUACUGCUUCCCAACUUAAAUUACGUCAUACAAAUACCACAGAUAAUGUUGCUCAUCAAAUUUCUGGUCAUUUAAAACCAUUUAAGUCUUUUGGUUCAAUCACUGAUAAUGUAUGCGCAUCAUCUCAUAAUACAUUUCACAAAUCAAUUAAUGAUCCUUCAAUUAUGAAACAUUCAGAAAUAAUCACAUCGACUAAUUCAUUGCCAAUUUCUUUUCCAUCUACAUGUUUUGUUAAUCCAUCACUUUGUUAUAAUUUUCAAAGGAAUUCUCCUGAAUUAUCUAUAGAUAAUACAUCAGGAUCACAUUAUCAAAUGUGUAAUAAUCGAAUGUAUUCUAGUCCUCUUGGAGUAAAUCCUUUAAAAUUGCCUACGUUGACAUGUACUACAUGUACUAUUACUAAUACUACUACUACUAUUACUACUACUACUAGUAAUAAUAAUAAUAAUAAAAGCAAAAAUGCUACUACUAUCACUACUACUCAUAAUGAGACAAGUAGUUUUGACGAUGAUAAUGAUGAUGAUGAUGUUGUUGUUGAUCAUAGAAGUAAUAAUAAUAAUGACAAUAAUAAUAAGGAUCAUUGUAAUCCACCUCAUCAACAACAAAUAAUCAAUUCAACAUCGAAUUCCAAUUCAACUAAACGUGUUCAUAUUAAAAAACCAUUAAAUGCAUUCAUGUUAUUUAUGAAAGAUAUGCGACCAAAAGUACAAGAAGAAUGUACAUUAAAAGAAUCAGCUGCAAUUAAUCAAAUUCUAGGCAAAAAAUGGCAUGAAUUAUCACGUGAAAAACAAGCAAAAUAUUAUGAAUUAGCUAGAAAAGAAAAAGAACUUCAUCAUCAGCUGUUUCCUGGCUGGUCAGCAAGAGAUAAUUAUGCUAUACAUUCGAGACGUAAGAAGAAACGAAAAUUGGCAGCUGCAGCAGCUGUUGCACAAACGAAAAUUCAUUCAACCAGUGGUAAAACUCUUGGUAAUACUGGUAUUCACUUAUCUUCGGAAUCCGGUGGGGAUUUUGGCAAUUCCGAUUCAAAUGAAGAGCGUACUAAUAGACUAUCUGUAUUAGUAGGUAAUACAAACUCUACGGAUAUAAGCAGUGCUAAAAAAUGUCGUGCACGUUUUGGUUUAGAGCAUCAAAAUCGUUGGUGUAAACCAUGCAGACGAAAGAAAAAAUGUAUUCGUUUCUUGACAGAUACUGAAUUUGAAGAUGAGAAUAAUUUUCCAGUAUCUUCUAUAUCACCAUCUACAACAUUGAAUAAUUCAGAAAAACCAUCUAGAUCAUUAACAACAACAACAACGACCACAACCACACCAUCAUCAUCAUCAUCAUCAAUAACGAUAGCAUCAUCUCAACAAUCAAAUCUUCCUAACUAUUGUAAAUCAAAACAUUUUUAUACAUCAUCAACUGAUCUAAUUAGUGGAUUGUAUCCUAGUAACACUACUACUACUACUACUACUACUACUACUACUACUACUACUAAUAGUAAUAAUAAUAAUAAUAGUCUCUGGUCAAAUUAUACACCAAAUUUUCAUCGUGUUAUAUCAUCUAUUGGUGAACGACGAUCAGUUGAUCAUUCAUUAUCACAGAAUAAUCAUCCUAAAAUGAAUGAUCAAAAUUUCAUUGAUGAAUCUUUAUUAACCUAUAUGUCAAGAGGUUCACAUUAUUUAUCUGAUCAUAGUAAUUCAAUAAUAUCACCAUUUACUUCAACGGUUAUCUCUGAUAUCAUUCAUUCAAAUGUUUUAUCCAAUAAUCAAAUUGAAAAAUCUUCAAAUUCUUUAAUUUCAACACAUUGUACAACUAUAUCACCACCACCACCUCCACCCCCAUCAUCUUCUUCUUCUUCGUCGAUUUCAUUAUCGAAAUGGUCUCAAAAACAUUUAUUCAAUCUUGCUACAUUACAAAAUAUUUCUUCAGGUAAAUCUAAUUUAUAUUUAAAUGAUAGUAAAAUAGCUUCUAGUCCUUCUUCUCCUAUUCCAUUAUAUUCAACACAAUUUAUAUCACAAUUACCAUCAUUAUCAUCAUCUCAAGAAGAGAAUUUCAAUAUGAAUUGUUGUAUAUCAUCUCCGUUAUUAUUAUUAUCAUCAUCAUCAUUAUCAGAUUUAUCACAUAAUAAUUGUGAUAAGAUAAUCAAUAAUAAUACUAAUACUACUAAUACUAGGAGAAAUCAUAAUCAUCAUAUUAAACGAUUUAUGCCUAUUCAUCAUUAUAAUCAUCAUAUAAAUACAUCAGUUUGUUGUACAACUAAUACUACUACUACUACUACUACUAAUAUACCAAUAAUGAGUAGUAGUAGUAGUAGUCAUAAUGUUAAUAUUUAUAAAUCCCAGUGACAUUCAUAAAAUACUUUUAUUUAUUUAAAUGCAAUAAGGGAUGUUCACUUAUCUCUUAUUGAAUAUAUUUCUCUUUCAUCCAUUUUUCUAGGUUUUUUAUUCUAUUUUUAUUUUAUUUUAUAGAUAUCAUUUCUUUCUUUCUUUCUUUCUUUUUUGUUGUUGUCGUUGUUAUUGAAAGAAUCAUAUUACGUCAUCAUUAAGAGUAAGGCUAUCUCCUUCUUCUUCUCCUCACUUUUCUCUAUUCUUGACAGCAAUAUCUUGAUGAAUACAUUUUCUAGAUUUACACGUGUGUGUGUGUGUGUGUGUGUGUGUGUGUGUGUGUGUGUGUGUGUGUGUAGAUCCUGAUCAUCACCACCAGUUUGUUUGUUUGUUUGUUGUUCAGCGCCGACAUAUUCCAACAAUGAAUGAUAUUAGUCUUAUUCUCCUGUGAUGUGAUUAUGUUCUAGGUACAUUAUUUAUUGAUUUAUUUUUAUUUCUCUACUAUUACAUAAUCACUUUUUUUUUGUUUUGUUUCUAAAGCGCCUAAUCAUCAUCAUCAUCAUCACCAUCAGUUUUCUUCUUUUUUCUCUUUAAAUUAACUCUUGUUUUUAUUCUGUUGUAUAUUUAUAAAAUCUUCUUCAUUGUUUUGCAUCAUUAUGUAACCGUUUGUUUGCUUGUUUGUUGUUGUGGUUGCUGAUCCAUCAAAAUGAAACUUCUGUUCAAGUAUUCAAUAUCAUUUGAUCGGCAAUUACUGUUUAUUAAUCUUAUAGGUAUUUUAUUAUUAUUUAUUUAUUUAUUUGUUUAUGUAAUUUUGUUUUUAUAAUUAUUUAUUUUAACCAUUUUUUUUGUAAAUAUUGACCAUCAGUUUACAUUCUCUAUUCUCUUCCUUGUUGUUGGUGUUGUCGCCGUCGUCAUCGUCAUCGUCGUUAUUGUUGUUGUCGUUGUUGUUCGCCUUCACUCUUGCUAUUUCUAGUAUGUAGACAUCCUGAUUCAUUUCUCUUAACAACUUUUUUUUUUAAAUUUUAUUGUGUAUUCUGCAUGCAAUUCAUGUAUAAACAAGUACACUAAUGAGUAUUUUUUUUUGUCAACUUGAGCUUUAAAACAUUCUCUCCUUCAGUUUUAUCAUGAUGAUGAUGAUUUAAACAAUUGUAUACAUCCCUGGUGUUAAAUCAUGUCAGAAUAUUAGUAGUUAAAUGUUUUUCUCUUAGUUAAUAAUACCACCUUCUAUCCUCCGCCUCCAACCCAUAUCUCUCUCUCUCUCUCUCUCUCUCUCUCUCUCUCUCUCGUUCUUCCCCUUAUCUCCCUGCAUAGAAACAUGAUCAAAUAACUUCUCGUUAAUGUGUAAUUUAUUUUAUUUUUGUUUUUCUGUAUGCAAUUGUUACUGUAAUAGAGAAGUUUAAUUAUUUUCACUUAUUCAUUACAUAACUAAUGAUAAUAAUAAUAAUGAUCGUAAUCAAAUUUAAGCAGCGUUUAUUUCACAUAAUUAUGUAUGUACAAUUUAUAUUGUAUUACUUAAUUAAUCUCCCUCUCUCUCUCUUUCUUUUUUAUUUCGCUUAUUUUCUGUGUUCUUCUUAUUACAACCUAAUUAUGCAUGAAAUUCAUUGUUAUUUUGUUUGUGAAUAAUAAUGAAAUAUAUUUAACACUAAUCAUUUCUAUCAAAAGGACGGUUUUAUGAUGAGUUUAUAAUCAUUUGAAUAAUUGAAUUCAUGAAUUGAUUCAAGCUAGAUGACCAUGGAAGUACUGGAUCGUUGUUUCAUUCGAGUGUUAGGACUCUUCAGCAUUUCUCACAGGUUUAUUCAUAGAGAUAUUUAUGUAUGACGUGGCGAUUGUGUCAGUAUAUAGUUGUAGAGAUUACCUUUGAAAACCUGGAAGUAUUGGAUAGUUAUUUCGUCUUAUUAUGGGACUCCUCAAUAGUAUGCGUCUAUGAUUCCGCUCUCGGUAUUCGAACCCAUGGUUUUUGGUCUCGUGUGCAAACGCUUGAAUUCUAGACCAUCACUGAGCCAGCUGACAUCCAUCGGUGCUAAUGUCUAACUUCAACCAAUCUAUGAAAUUAUGCGAUCAUCUUCCAUUGUACUGAGGUAGAUAUCUGUCUCUACCUGACAUGGAUUAACUCCACCGAUCACGGCUUCUCACUAGAACUUCGAGAGUUGACUCACGAAGCUAGUCACUAGUGAGAACAUGGUAAUUAUCAGUAUGGGAUUGUGGAGAUUAUCAAUAGGUUUUUGAUUGAGAUCAUGAAUUCAUUGUUGUUAGACCACCAUCAAAAACCUAGAAGCACUGGACGGCCGUUUCGUCUUAUUGUAGGUCUCCUCAGCUGUGAUUGAGGUUAGAGAUUAACACUGUUGGAUGCUGGCUAGCUCAGUGGUCUAGAGGUUAAGCGUUCGCGCGCGAGACCGAUGGUCCUGAGUUUGGACCCCGUGGAUGCACACUGCUGAGGAAUCAAAUGAUCCCAGAUUUCCAAUCACUGGGAUUAAAGAACAGGUGGGUAGAACACUUUGGAUGAUUCUUGAAUAGACCAACCCACUGAACAUUGACGCAAUACCUACAGACGUUCCUAUAGACGACACUCCACCAACGAUCGACGAUAUCAGGAUGUCCGUCAGACAAAUUAGGAAUGGGGAAGCAGCACAACCUGACAACAUAUCAGCUAAAGCAUCGAAGUUAGAAGUAAAUACAAACAUAUUCUAUUAGGGAAGAUUUGGGGGGAAGAACAAAUGCCAACACACUGAAAAGUGGUUUAACUCAUCAGUUUACCAAAGAAAGAAGAUCUGAACAAUUGUGAGGACUACAUGGGCAUCAUACUACCAUCGGUACGAGGAAAAUAUUUAAAUAGAGUGUUGUUGAACCGGAUGAAAUAAUCAACAAACGCCCAAGUCCGAGAUCAACAGACCUGAUUCCGUGAGGAUCGGUCGUGCACAGACCGAAUCGCAAAGCUGGACAAUCGUUGAACAAUAAAUUGAACGGAACUCGUCACUAUACAUCAACUUGUUUUACUAUGAGAAAGUGUUUGACCACGUAGGUAGGAGAACCUUCAAAGUAUGGAGUACCUGAGAAAAUUGUCAGCAUCUAGAAUUCGUACGACGGAAUACACUGCAAAGUUGUGCCCUUCUAACCCAUAUACCAACAAAUGCAGGUAAAGGUAGCCAAUGGGCCUUAACAUUCUCAAUCGGAAAAGCAAGAUCUUGUAAUACAACGCAAAACACCAAACCAAUCACAUUUGAUAAAGAAGCACUGCAAAAAGUGGGAAGUUCCACAUACCUGGGCAGCAUCAUCGAUGAAAAAGGAGGGUCUGAUGCAACUUUGAAGGUAAGGAUUGGCAAAGUAAGGGCUGCAUUUCUACAAUUGAAGAGCAUAUAUAACUCAAAACAACUGUCAGCCAACAAAGUCAUAAUCUUCAGUACGGACGUCAAGACAGUAAGUUAUAUUAUGGGGAGCUCAGACUUGGAGAACUACUACAACUAUCAUCAAAAAGGUCUUAUUAUUUAUAAACAACUGCCUACUCAGAAAACUAAAUGUCCGUUGGUUGGAUACUAUCAGCUAUAGCGCACUAUGGAAGAGAACAAACGAGCUUCCAGCUGAGGAAAAUUAUAGGGCAUACAUUACGGAAACCAUCAAACUGCAUUACGAGACAAGCACUUACUUAGAAUCCUGAAGUGAAACGGAGAAGAGGAAGGCUGAAGAACACACUACGUCGGAAAUUGGAAGCAAACAUGAAAAUGAUAAAUAGCAAGUGGAAAUGAUUGUCUAGGACAGAAGUUGAUGAAGAAUAUUGAUGAUUAGCCUAUGCUCCUUGAUGAGGGGUAAGAGGCGUAAGUUUUUAUUAGCAUUAAGCUAUUAACAUUCUUGAUGAGUUGCCUAGUUGAACAAUCAUGCGUAUGUGGUCU